Neltuma alba is the source of this 664-nucleotide messenger RNA. RefSeq names its product cyclin-dependent protein kinase inhibitor SMR15-like. NCBI's taxonomy places the organism in Eukaryota, Viridiplantae, Streptophyta, Magnoliopsida, Fabales, Fabaceae. The record is from RefSeq and is a predicted model, not a curated record.
UCUCUCCCCCUCGUCCUUCGCGGAAAAUUUCUCCUUUCUUAUUAUAUAUAUAACCCACCGAAUCAGUCAAGUCUGAUAAUACAGCGAGUGCAGAUCGAGAGAUAAUAUAGCAGAUGGGUCUUGAACUCCAAGCGUUAGAAGAAUUCUGGCCAAUCACGCCUGUGAGAACCCAUGCAAUAGCAAGAAAGGGGCUUUCUUCACAGCAGCAGAAUGAGGAGGAGGAGGAAGACGAUUGCCACACACCCACUUCACCUUCUCAAACCUUGAGGACCCCAUUGGAGUGUCCACCUGCUCCUAAGAAGCCACGACGAGUUACAGUGGCGGCUCCCAGAAGCGUCGUCAUGGCCCCACCACCUUCUCAAAACUUCUUCCAAGUACCUCGUGAUCUGGCUUCUGUCUUCUUGCCAGCUCUUCCAAGAAGAUCAUCAAAGCAAGCUCUUAACCAGAUGAUCACAGUAAUUCACAGUUAAUGAGCAGUAUAUAUGUACAUUUUCUAGUUUAUUAUUUGUUUCUCCCUCUCUCUUGGUUAGUAGUAUAAUUAGCUUGCUUGUCAUGUUCGUGUAGGAGAUUUAAUGGUGGAUGAUUUGAUCCAUUAUUUGUUUAUGAAUGUGUAAUUCUGUGUUAAAGUCAUACAAAGUGAUCUGAAUUUAUCAAUCUUCUCAAA